Molecule: messenger RNA, 702 nt
Organism: Fomitopsis serialis
Lineage: Eukaryota; Fungi; Basidiomycota; Agaricomycetes; Polyporales; Fomitopsidaceae
Product: ribonuclease H-like domain-containing protein
Exons: 5
Source: RefSeq, a predicted model, not a curated record
CAGAUUGGCUCAAUCACGAUGGACGGUGCAUCAGCAAAUAAGAAAAAAAUGGAAUUCCUACAAGAGAAGCUCGGUAAUGCUGGUAUCAAAUUUGAUGCAGACGGAAACCGUGCGAUAACAGAUGAGUUGGAAAAGAACCCAUCCGAGCCUGUUCACACACUUGCUUCAGCGCCUGGCGUCACGCAAGAGUUCAAGGAAUCCUGCGAGCGGUAUGUGGAUAUGGGUAACCAAUCAAACCUGUGGGGUCCUCUGGAAAACCCAGUUGUACUUCCUGAAGUCCAGCUGCUGCAUGACGUGGACACACGGUGGUCGGCGAUGUACAAUAUGAUAAGCCGCAUGCUUAUCCUGUAUCCUGCUGUCCGCCAUCUAAUUCAAAAUGACACCCUCAGCAACAUUAACGACUUGUCAGAUGCCGAGUUUGACGUCUUGGUUGACAUCCAUCAAGUUUUCGCCGCCCCAAAUGCUGCCCAGGAGUUGCUCUCUGCCGAGAAGACCCCUACCCUAUCUAUGGCACUUCCUGUCUUCACUGAAUUGAUGGAUGUCUGGACAGAGCAAACAAAGACAAUUCCGGAGCUACAACACUACAUCGACAUCGGAAUUGAUCGAGUACAGAAGUACGUCAACAUUGCACGGAGCAGUCAAGUCUAUGCCCUUGCAAUGAUCAUUAACCCUACUAGCAAAAUGACAUGGAUCAACGCUCAU